Molecule: messenger RNA, 1854 nt
Organism: Prorocentrum cordatum
Lineage: Eukaryota; Dinophyceae; Prorocentrales; Prorocentraceae
Source: the annotation of a GenBank genome assembly
CCCAACUUCGGCCUCCACGGGUCUUGCGUCCUUAUCACCCGUCCUCGGUACACGUCUUGGCUGUGGGCGCUGGACCCGGACCGCGUGCGCUCCCCCAGGGCGGAGCCCGCGCAGCCGCGGCGCUUCCGCUGCGCCGUGGGGCUCGCGGCGGUGAACAGGACGGUGCAGGGGGCGUGGGCAAGCACCAAGAAGCAGGCAGAGCGCGAUGCGGCACGCCUGGCGCUGGCCUUCCUGGGCCAGGCCGUCGGCGGCUCCGGCCCGCGGAGCGCGCCGGCGGCCUCGGGCGGCCCGCGGGGUCCGCCCGAGAAUCCCAAGGGCCGCCUCCUGGAGCUGGCCGAGGAGCUCUGGCCGGGCAGCGGCGCGCGCUUCUGGGAGUCCCCGGCUCGGCCGCGGGCCGAGGGCGGCGAGGAGUUCCAGAGCUCCGUCGAGCUGCUGACGCUGGGCAGGUCAUUCACGGGCGGCUGGUUCCGAUCGAAGCAGGACGCCAGGCACGAUGCGGCGCGCCUCGCCCUGGAGGCGCUCGGAGCCGCGGGUGCGCGGCCUGCACGGCGGCAGGUGAGCAUGCUGUUGGAGUGGCUCCGAAAGAAUCUGCCCACCGUGCGGUUCGAUGUGGAAGCCAUAACGGAUCACAGACCGGCCGAGGCCAUUCAGACGACGGAUCGCUCUCCUCCGCCAUCUGCUUCUCCGGCACAAGCAGACGUACCAGUUGAGGCUGUUGUUGUUGCAGACGCCUUCGGAAAUCCUGAGGAGUUACGCAUCCAGCCGGGCGAAGAGGAACGGCCUCGUGAUACCGAAAGGGAUCUUCGUCGUCUACCCCCGCCCCCCCGUCCCCCAUCCUCGCCGUCUCAGAGAACAGGUAGCUUCAGAAGACCUGUCGACAAUGAAGCGUUUGGUAACGCGGCACAGGACGCGAAGGACGAUCCCGUUUAUUCGCGUGCGCAUAGGGCGCAUCAGAAUGGUUUUCUCGGCGAGGUUGCUCGCACAAUUUCGAACCAGGCGGGAUUCAUAACUUUGGCUGAAAGUCGCAGGCCUUCCAGCCGUUGCAAGCGCGACGCAGACACCUUGAGGUAUCUUCUGCAUACAGUACAAAUGCUGUCAAUGAAAAUGUGGGAAGUCGAUGAAUCAAAGGUCUGGUUCGACACGAUUGGUUCUGUUGCUCUUGAUAUCGAUAUCAUAGGCAGCGAUGUUGAUUACAGUCUGACGGUGGAAGGUCGAAGCGCGUACGAGCCCGAAAUACUGGAUCUCGCAAAGCAGUUGAACAGCACGAGGUCGGAGUGGGAAGGAAGGGUCGAGCUCGUGCUUGGCUUCAUCAUCGUUGUGCACUUGCCUUCUCAUCCAGUGGACAUCGUGUUCACGAACGGGCCUGCUGAGUACGACGUGGUCCCCUUCCGAAGCGUGUUCAGGCCGCGCACAGAGCUGUCCCGGGCUGAGUUGCUGGCAGAGAUGAACACAACCCUCAGUUGGCGCGGAGGGGGUGCGAAGAAUGCCGUGCGCAUCGCCAAGAGCCUGUUUGUCCCUCUUGCGCGGCAAGUGGCACCAAGCUCUAAGUUGCCUUGGGGGUUUCUCAUAUCACUCAUCAUGUGUACGCUCGCCAACCGCGCGCGCAAGAGUAACGAUCCUCAAGAGAAGGCCUCUGCAAAUGCAGAUUAUUCUGGCUUGAAUUUGUUUCGAAAGUUCGUAAAUGAAGCCAGUGGAUAUGAAACUCUCGACCGAGCAUCACCAUUCACGGUGGCCGAGCAGUGGUCCAAGAACACAGACGCAGGCGACGCCAUUGGCAUCGUGUUCAGGAGGUGGAGGGAGGAGGCCGACGAUCUGAAGCAGCUGACGCGGCGCGACCUAAAUACCCACUGGUAG